UUCAAAAUCCACAGCCCACAUUUCGUGCUGUCAAAUUGACAGCCCGUCCAACGAACUUCCUGAAUUCACAUAAAUCGUUCUUUCAUUUUUCAAUCGUUGAGCCGAAUCACUCGGUUAAAGAAGUGAAAAAAUGGUCAACGGACGUAUACCGUCUGUCUUCUCGAAGACAUAUGUGACACCACGUCGCCCUUAUGAAAAGGCACGUUUGGAUCAGGAGUUGAAAAUCAUUGGUGAAUAUGGUUUGCGCAACAAGCGUGAGGUCUGGCGUGUCAAGUACGCUUUGGCUAAAAUCCGUAAAGCUGCUCGUGAGCUGUUGACUCUGGAUGAGAAAGACGAGAAGAGAUUGUUCCAAGGUAACGCUUUGUUGCGUCGUUUGGUACGUAUUGGUGUGUUGGAUGAAUCCCGCAUGAAGCUCGAUUACGUGUUGGGUUUGAAAAUUGAAGAUUUCUUGGAGCGUCGCCUGCAAACUCAAGUCUUCAAAUUGGGUUUGGCCAAGUCCAUCCAUCAUGCUCGCGUUCUCAUUCGUCAAAGACACAUUCGCGUUCGCAGACAAGUGGUAAACAUUCCAUCGUUUGUCGUGCGUUUGGACUCGCAGAAGCACAUUGAUUUCUCACUGAAAUCGCCCUUCGGUGGUGGCCGUCCAGGUCGCGUGAAGAGGAAGAACAUGAAGAAGAACCAAGGAGGCAGUGGUGGUGCUGCUGAAGAAGAGGAAGAUUAAACUAUUUUUUAUUAAAUUACACAAAUUGUGUAUGACAACAUUUAAUAAAUAGUGUUUCUCUU
Molecule: messenger RNA, 780 nt
Organism: Bactrocera dorsalis (oriental fruit fly)
Lineage: Eukaryota; Metazoa; Arthropoda; Insecta; Diptera; Tephritidae
Gene: RpS9
Product: 40S ribosomal protein S9
Exons: 4
Coding region: 131-718 (195 amino acids)
Biological process (GO): translation; positive regulation of translational fidelity
Cellular component (GO): cytosolic small ribosomal subunit
Molecular function (GO): structural constituent of ribosome; rRNA binding
Source: RefSeq, a predicted model, not a curated record